This is a messenger RNA of Plutella xylostella (diamondback moth), 2930 nucleotides long. It is a transcript of the gene Ir21a, whose product is annotated as Ionotropic receptor 21a. The record is from RefSeq and is a predicted model, not a curated record. Gene Ontology annotation, cellular component: membrane. Gene Ontology annotation, molecular function: ligand-gated monoatomic ion channel activity. Lineage: Eukaryota; Metazoa; Arthropoda; Insecta; Lepidoptera; Plutellidae.
AUGCUAAAAAUAUUUUUAAAUCGUUGUGUUUUAUUUUAUUUCAUCCAGCACGAUUUUAUUUAUAAAAAUCAUUUGUAUACAUUUCUUAUCAUAACCUUGUUCCAUGAUAGUGACUGUGACCGUGGGGUAGGCAAUACCUGCAACCCAAAUAAAAUAUUAAAUUUCAAUCAUAACACCUGCCUGGUGACAUUUCACGGAACAAGGUCAAGAAAAACCUUUAUAAAAGAGGCUCGCCCGAGAGACAAAAUUUAUUCGCAAUUUGCCGUCCAUGUGAAAGAACUGAACGAAAUGAAAGUAACAUUUGAUAUAAUAGUUAUUUCAAUUGCUUUAUUGUUUCAAGUUUAUGUCUGCGAGGUAGUAGAAUACUAUCCAUCCCUUUCAAAGUUAUCAAAACCUUUACUAGAAAAACAGAAGGAAAGGCAAAGCAUUAAGUAUGUUCCAAAUAAAACUGCUAACGGACAUGCAAGUGAUAAGAAACCAAAAAACAAACCGAUAAAUAAAAGAGAAGUAGAUACAGCAUUCCGUGGGCAUCCUAAAACGAGAGAAGAAUUAUGGAACGAACAUUUCCUUAAUAAAAGCAGUGCUUUUGAUCAAAAUCCAUCUCUCAUUGUAUUGCUUCACAAUUUGACACUCCGGUAUCUGAACGAUUGCACUCCAGUGAUCCUGUAUGAUUCAGAAGUAGCAUCCGAGGAAGAGCAUUUAUUCAAAGAUCUAUUUAAAGAUUUCCCUGUCACCUUCGUGCAUGGGAAAAUUGAUACUGAUGAUAAGCUAAUCAACCCUGAUCUGUUGAAGCCGGUCAGAGAGUGCGUUCAUUUCAUAGUAUUUCUUACCGAUUUAAGAACCACUAGUAAAGUCAUUGGUAUGCAGGCGAGUAGUAAAGUCGUUAUAGUUGCAAGAACGUCACAGUGGGCAGUUCAAGAGUACCUGGUUAGUUCUUUAUCUAGAAAAUUUGUAAAUUUACUGGUGAUUGGGCAAAGUUUUAAAGAUGAGGAUGACAAACUUGAAGCACCUUACAUUCUCUACACUCACGAGCUGUAUAUUGAUGGUCUUGGGGCCAGCCGGCCCGUGGUGCUCACGUCUUGGAGUCACGGCAAGUACUCCAGGGAUGUAGAGCUGUUUCCACACAAGAUGCAGCAGGGAUACGCUGGCCACAGGUUUAUAAUUGCUGCUGCUGAUCAACCCCCUUUCGUUGUUAGAAGGGUAAAAAGCGAUCUAGAUGGUGGCAAUCCAAGAGUUAUCUGGGAUGGAAUUGAAAUUCGAAUACUCAAAUUACUUGGAGAAAGGAAUAACUUUUCAAUUGAAAUAAAGGAACCACAAGAAUUGCAUUUAGGGUCAAGUGAUGCAGUUGCCAAAGAAAUAGCAAUGGGGAGAGCCGACGUGGGCAUCGCCGGGAUGUACCUGACCAACCAGCGGAUUCAAGAAAUGGACAUGACAGCCGCUCACUCCCAGGAUUGCGCCGUCUUUGUCACACUACUGUCUACUGCAUUACCGAGAUACCGGGCCAUCCUGGGUCCAUUUCACUGGCAUGUGUGGGUCGCCUUAACUUUUACAUACUUGAUUGGUAUUUUCCCUCUGGCAUUCUCUGACAAGCAUACCCUUCGCCACCUACUGAAUGACUCUGGAGAGAUCGAAAACAUGUUUUGGUAUGUUUUCGGCACUUUUACCAAUUGUUUCACGUUUGUUGGAAAGAAUUCUUGGAGUAAGACCACGAAGAUUACUACAAGAUUGCUUAUUGGCUGGUACUGGAUCUUUACAAUAAUUAUAACAAGCUGUUACACCGGGUCGAUCAUUGCGUUUGUAACUCUCCCUGUGUUUCCUGAAACUAUUGACUCCAUCGACCAACUACUGCGAGGAUUUUUCAGAAUUGGAACUUUAGAUCACGGUGGAUGGGAAAGAUGGUUUUUUAAUUCGUCAGAUCCUAAAACGAAUAAAUUAUUAUCUAGAAUGUCUUUUGUUCCAAACGUCGAAGCGGGGAUCAGGAAUACCACCAAGGCAUUUUUUUGGAACUACGCGUUUUUAGGUUCUAAAGCUGAACUUGAAUAUAUUGUGCAGGCUAAUUUUUCACUAACAAAAUCUAAACGAGCAACGCUGCAUAUUUCAAAUGAAUGUUUUGUCCCUUUUGGAGUAUCUAUUGGAUUUCCGAAUCAGUCAUUGUACACAGCUAAAUUAAGUGGGGACAUACAACGGAUGUCACAAAGUGGGUUAUUGAAUAAGAUUGUCGAUGAAGUACGUUGGGAAAUUCAACGAUCAACAACGGGGAAGCUACUAGCGGCAAGUAGUUCGGGCAGCAUCAAAAUAGUAUCAGCCGAAGAAAAAGGAUUAACUCUUGAAGAUACUCAAGGUAUGUUCCUGUUAUUGGCAGCUGGUGCGAUCAUAGCCGCUGCUGCCCUCAUAUCAGAGUGGAUGGGUGGAUGCAACCGGAAAUGUAGACCGAAAAAGAAAGUCAGUACAGACAGAAAAAUACUUUCGGCGAAUUCGAGAGAGAAUCUUAUACCGACACCUAAAUCCGAUGUUUCAAGUGAAAUCAAAUUUAUAACGGACGAUGACGAUGUUGAUAGCAGAGUUUAUUUCAAUCAAAGGCCGUAUAGUGCGGGGUCCAGAGACACUCUAGACGGACACACAAUACACGUCACCGAUGAAACCAUAAUAGUUCAUCAGAGUGUGGACACAGAUCGUUGGGAAUAUCGUAGAUCGAGUUCUAUGGAUUUAGAUAAAGAAGUCCAAGAGAUAUUUGAAAGAGAUCAAAGAAAGAGGCGAUUUCAAUCAGAGAAUAUUUUGGCCACAAACAAUAUUACCAGGCAUCAUACUGCGUCUAAAAGUGCUUUUGGCGAUCCUGUUAUAUCUUCUACUAUAUGAAGUAAUAUAGUACUUAUAAAUUAAAAUAUAUUAUGUGUAGUGCAGUCAGCUCAGUGCCUUGACAAACUAACACA